Eimeria mitis is the source of this 1245-nucleotide messenger RNA. RefSeq lists its product as uncharacterized. Lineage: Eukaryota; Apicomplexa; Conoidasida; Eucoccidiorida; Eimeriidae. The coding region runs from base 1 to 1245 and encodes 414 amino acids. The record is from RefSeq and is a predicted model, not a curated record. The transcript has 5 exons.
AUGAAGCAGAAGUUUGGUCGGCACUCCUUAGCACACUACAUGGGGUAUGCUUUUGCUGCUGUUGCUGCUGUUGCUGCUGCUGCUGCUGCUGUUGCUGCUGCUGUUGCUGCUGAUGUUGCCAUUGCUGCGGAUGCUGCUCGCACCCCUACAUUAGGCGGCAGCAGCAGAGAGGAGCUGCAGCAGCAGCUGGAGGCCUUCCUGGGUCGCCCGCUGCCGUCUGUGUUGGAGCAGCAGCGGCAGCAGCAGAUGCUGCUGCAGCAGCAGCAGCAACAGCAGCAACAGCAACAGCAACAGAUGCAGAUGCAGCAGCAGGGCAUGUACAACUACGCCAUGCAGCAGCAGCAGCAGCAGCAGCAGCAGCAGCAGCAGCAAGGGUAUAUGGAUGGAAUGGGGGCUUACCCUGGCUACCCAAUGACGAACGGCAACUCAGCACCACAGCAGCAGCAGCAGCAGCAGCAGCAGCAGCAGCAGCACGAUCAGCAGCAAGCCGCCGCACUGUCUGCUGUGGAUCCCGAGAAGUUUUUUUCACAGCUUGGGGGGGCGGAACAAAGACAGGCAUCAAAGGAGCAGCAGCAGCAGCAACAGGAACAGCAGCAGCAGCAGCAGCAGCAGCAGGAUGAAGAGGGGGAGAAGGCUGCUUGGGCGGAGGCUGUGCAGCAGCAGCAGCAGGAGCAGCAGCAGCAGCAGCAGCAGGCAGCAAAGGAGGCUCUCAGAAGCAAGAAGGGGUCCUCGCAGCUCGGUGAUAUUGACUGGACUGCUGCUCCGUACCCGCUGCUGCGAGAAUGUCUGCUGGGGGGCUGCGUGGAGGGGGCUGUUGAGCUGCUGAAGGAGACAGGGAGCCUGGGUGACGCGUUGCUGCUGGCGGGUGCAGCAGCAGCAGCAGCAGCAGCAGCAGCACCGGGUUCACAGCAGCAGCAGCAACAGCAGCAGCAGCAGCAGCAGCAGCAGCAAACCAGCGGUAGCUGUCUAUCAGAAGCAGCAGAAGGACAGGGACCCGCUAUAUGGAAAGCAGCAGCUGAGGUGUAUGUACACAACAUGAAGGAUCAGUUCUUUAAGGUACGCAUGCAGCAGCAGCAGCAGCAGCAGCAGCAGCAGCAGCAGCAACAGCAGCAGCAGCAGCAGCAACAGCAGCAGCAGCAACAGCAGCAGUUUAUUCUUGCUGGAUGCUUUGGUGGCGGAGCUGCCGCUCAGCUGCUGGCGGGAGGGGCUGCGCCUCCUCAGCAGCUAUGCAUGCACGCAACAUAA